Molecule: messenger RNA, 9936 nt
Organism: Odocoileus virginianus texanus
Lineage: Eukaryota; Metazoa; Chordata; Mammalia; Artiodactyla; Cervidae
Source: RefSeq, a predicted model, not a curated record
AUGGAUGGCCGCGACUUCGCACCGCCGCCUCAUCUGCUGUCGGAGCGCGGAAGCCUGGGCCACCGCAGCGCUGCCGCCGCUGCGCGCCUCGCCCCGCCCGGGCCCGCCGCGCAGCCCCCCGCUCACUUCCAGCCCGGAAAGUACUUCCCGUCGCCGCUGCCCAUGGCUUCGCACACAGCCAGCAGCCGCCUGAUGGGAAACUCUCCGGCCUCCUCUUUCAUGGGCAGUUUCCUCACCAGCAGCCUGGGCUCGGCAGCCUCUGCGCACCCCAGUGGCCCCACCCCGUCCCCCUCGGAUCAGGCCUACCGGGGCUCACACCCCGCCACCUCCCAGAUCUGGUUCUCCCACUCCCAUGAAGCUCCAGGAUACCCCAGAUUUUCGGGGAGUCUGGCAUCCACCUUCCUACCCAUGAGCCACUUGGAUCACCAUGGAAACAGCAAUGUUCUCUAUGGGCAACAUCGUUUCUAUGGAACCCAAAAAGAUAACUUCUACCUGCGCAACCUGCCCCCCCAGCCCACGCUCCUGCCCGCCAACCACAACUUCCCCAGUGUGGCCCGGGCCGCCCCUGGCCACCCCAUCGGCUCCUGCAGCCGCGACAGGAGUGAGGCCAGCCACCUGCAGAAGGGCACCAAGGAGUUCGACCGCUUCCUCAUGGGCAAAGAGAAAACCGGCAAGGCAGCUGAGGGCAAGGAGCGGCCGGCGGCGGAAGAGGAUGUCGGCCGGGGGCGGCACAAGCUGGUGCUGCCUGUGCCAGGGGACUCUCACUGCAAGGAGGGCAGCGUGGCCCGGGGAGCCUGUGAAGGCCGCCCCAAGCACCUGGCCUCCUGCCUUCUCAACACCAAGGUGCUCGACGGUGAGCUGGGCCGGUCCACACUGGCCAGCUGUGCGGGGGCCGUGCUAGGGCGGCCAGGUGUGGGCAUGCCGGCCUCUGGACGCUGCACCAAGGAGGUGGCGGGCCCCACAGAGCCUGGGCCAGCCUUCAGCGAGUGCCUGGAGCGGAGGCAGAUGCUGCACCAUGCCGUGUCCUACACAGUGCCGUCCGGCCUGCCCGCGGGGCCGCCCCCUCCCCUCAGCACGGCUGCGGCCGGCCCCUUCCCCUGCCUGCAGCUGCAUGGGGGCCCGGAUGGGCUCUGCCCCUUGCAGGACAAAGUCCCCCGGGACCUGAAGGCCAGUGGGCCCACCUUCGUGCCUUCCGUGGGACACCUGGCCGACAAGAGCCGCCCCUUCCAGGCGGCUGAGGCCUGUGCCGUGGUGGGUGAGGGCAAGGAUCGGCACCUGGAGGCGGCCGCCGCGCCUGACCAUGCUGCGCCUUAUGGGGUCUCCUAUGCCCACCUGAAGGCUGAGGGCAAGGGCGAGCGGCGGUCUGGGAGCUUCGAAGCGGCCCUCAACCCCCGGCUGAAGGGCCUGGAGUACCUGGACAGCGCCGGCCCUGAGGCCCCCUUUCCUGGGCUCCCCAAAGCGGGUCUGGACAAAAGCGGCUACUUUGAGUUGCCUGCCCCCUCGCAAGACUGCGCCCGGCCUAGUCACCAGGACCCACUGGGCGGGAAGGUCACCCAGGCCUGCUGCACUUUAGACAAGGCUGCCAGCAAGGAGACGCCUGUGGGUGCCCCUGGGGCCCAGAAAGUGGCUCGCAUCCGGCAUCAGCAGCACCUGGUGGCCCCUGAGGUAGAACCGGGGAGCAGCGGGGCCGAGGCCAAGCGCAAGUCUCUGGAGCUGGCGUCUCUGGGCUAUGGCGGGCCGCCCCCGCCCCCAUGGAACGUCCAGUCAGGCCAGGGGGCCCCCAUGGCCAUUGGUGAGGAGCGCAAGGCGGGCGCCUAUCUGGACCCCUUUGGUGGCACCCUGCAGCAGGCCGCCCUCCUGCCGCAGGACCUGCCUGCCCCGCCCGACGAGGUCUCAGCCAUGAAGAACCUGCUCAAGUACAGCAACCAAGCGCUGGUCGUCGGCCAGAAGGCGCCUUUCGUGGGCCUGGGGGGCCUGAAGGCCAGCUGUGCCCAGCAGGACGGGAAGUUCCCAAACUCCAAGGGUGCAGGCCAGGCCUCAGGCGAGGUGGAAAGGCCUGACUGUGCCCGAAGCCGGGAGCAUGAUGCCACCCACAGUGAUGGGGAGGUGCGGCAGCCGCCAGUGGGCAUUGCGGUGGCCUUGGCCAGGCAGAAGGACACGGUGAGCCGGUCGGAGUCAGCCUACGGUGCCAACACAGGACGGCAGGGCCGGGCAGCCCCCGCCUUCAAAGCUGGCAGUGGGCCCCGCUCCACCCACCCACUGGACCUGGAGGCCGAAGAGGAGAGGGCCCGCCUGUGUGAGGACCGCCUGGGGCUUCACCCCCACCCUGCCCACCCUCCUUGGCUGCCCCGCACCCGCAGCCCCUCCUUGUGGAUGGGAGGACAUUCCUACGGCCUUGGGCACCCUGCCCUGCACCAGAAUCUGCCCCCCGGCUUCCCUGCAUCCGUGCCCGGCUCCAUGCCCCCCGUCUUCCCCCUCUCCCAGGACGCCCCCACACAACUAGUCAUCCUGCCCUCUGAGCCCACACCCCACACGGCCCCCCAUGCGCUUGCUGAUGUCAUGGACCAGGCUUCGCUGUGGCCCCCCAUGUAUGGGGGCCGGGGCCCCGCCUCCCACAUGCAGCACCCCGGCCAGCUCCCCGUCUACUCCCGGUCCCAGUUCCUGCGGCAACAGGAGCUCUAUGCCCUGCAGCAGCAACAACAGCAACAGCAGCAGCAGCAGCGGGCCACUCAGGCCCUGGAGCUGCAGCGGGCCAGCCAAUUCCAGCAGAAGCCUGAGGACCACCACCUGGAGCUGGAGGAGCCCGCCCAGGAGAAGGCCUUGAAGUCCACCCACAAGCCAGUUGCCUUAACCCCCACGGCCAAGGGCACCCCCUCACCAGCCACUGCAGGCCCUGCGAAGCUGUCACCCUGCUGCCACUCUCCCGCCCCGAAGCCCCCCCCCGCCAGCUGCCCUACACCACCACCGCAUCCUAUCGCCCCGUGCACUUUAUCCGUCUGCCCCACCGGCAGCCCCGGGCCAGGCUCCAAGCUGCCCAGCGCCGAAGACAAGAGUGGGGAGGGCCAGCGGCCCAGAGCCGACCUCAACACGUUGGAUCCAGACCUGCCUCCCGGAUACACAUGCCCUGCGGCGGCCAGCUCGGGCUUCUCCCUGCCCCGCAGCGUGCACUCAUCUGACCUCUCGGACCCUGAAACUAUGCAAACUGCCCCACUGGGGGCCCAGCCUGAGCUGGCCAGGACGUUCCCGCCCGGAGAGCUCUGCCUCCGCAGCCCCCAGAAACUGGAGGAGACUGGGCUGCCCUCAGGGACCAGAGAGGCCACCCAGGACCUUGCCGCCACCCCCCACCCUGCCGAGCGGGGACCCCCGGGGAAGGCAACAGACCCAAGCCCACUGGAGGGGCUGCGAGAACUGCGGUGUGGGGCUCUCCUCGAGGGAGGGGGCCCUGAGGCCUCUGGCCAGGCUGAUUCUACUCAGGGAGGAGGGGCCCCAGAGGCAAGGACCAUGGAGGAGGGGCGGGAGGACGGACAGCUGGGGCCCUCGUUGGGGGCCGGUCCCCAGGCCGUGGAACAGCCGGUGAGGAGCUUGGGCACCCUGAAUCAGGCCGAGCCGGGCAAACAGCAAGGCCCUACAGAAGCAGAGGCAGAGGAGGUGGCCGAGUUGGAGGAGGCUGAACUAGAAGAGGAGGAAGAGGAGCAGGACUGGGGUUCGACUCCUGACAACAGCCAGCUGCCCGGGGAGCUGCCCGGGCUGGACGCUCUGGUGGCAGCCACCAUCAACCUGGGGGACCUGCCCAGCGUCGGCCCACUGGACCCUCCGCCCCCCACUGUCCCUGGGCCACCCCGCACAGCUCCCCUGCCCCAUAGCUCAGGGAUUCAUGGAAUUGCCCUGCUCAGCGAGCUGGCCGACUUGGAGAUCCAGCAGCAGAGGACUGAGCCAGCCCUGCAAGAGGAGGAGGAUGUGCUGGCCUUCAACCUGCAGCGCCUGGCCACCCUGGCCUCAGCCUGGUCCCUGGUCGAAGCUGCUAACCUGGACAGCCCCGCCUCCUUGGCCCAGCCCCCUACCGCUGACCCCUGCAGGGCUCCUGCGCUCACCCCCCGCAUGCAGAUCCUGCGGCGCAAGGACACCUGGACCCCCAAGACCAAGCCUGUGUGCCCACUGAAGGCUGCCAUCGAUCGGCUGGACACGCAGGAGGUGGAGAUGCGCGUGCAGCUGGCGGAGCUGCAGAGGCGCUACAAGGAGAAGCAGCGGGAGCUAGCCCGGCUGCAGCGCAGGCACGACCAUGAGAGAGACGAGAGCUCAAGGAGCCCUGCCAGGCGAGGGCCUGGCCGGCCACGGAAGCGCAAAUACUCCAGUUUGCUGCCUGCCCUGCGACCCAGCGACAGCAAGAAAGUCAAGGCUGUGCGGUCUAGCCUGAGCCUACUAUGUGCUGAGCUGCGGGGUGGCGAUGAUGAGCCUUCGAAGAAGCGAGGCCGGCUGGAGAAGGGCGCCUACGUGGGCCUGCAGCCCGCGUCUGCGGAGAAGGUUCGGUGCAAGAAGAGCAGCAGUCAGGGCGACCUGGCAUCUGCUGUGGCCCACAAGGUGGCCCAGCUGAAGCCGAAGGUCAAGAGCAAGGGGCUGCCCACUGGCCUCAGCCCCUUCCGGCGAAAGGAGGCCACCCCAGGGGGUCGUAUCCGGAAGAAACUGUCACGAGCCAAGAAUGCCAAGGCAUCUGGGAUGGCCCGGCACCCACAGCCUGAUGGCAGCAUUGGUGGCAGGGAGGCACCUAAGUUCCCAGCCCAGCCGGCAGCGGCCACAACACGUGAAGCAGACAGCGGCUCAGACAGUGAAAACUGUGAUGGUCUGCUGGAGACAGAAGAAUCCCCCAAGGAGCCCGGGCUGGUGCUACACGCUGGGACCCGCAUGGCCAUGCUGGGGCCCUCGCCCUCCUCCGUGGUCAAGAUGGAAGCCAACCAGAAGGCCAAGAAGAAAAAGGAGAGGCAGAGCUUGCUAGGGGCCUGCCGCCUGUCCAGCCCCGAGAAUGAGGUCAAGGUUAAGCGGAGGACGGUGAAGACCAAGGUGGGCAGCAAGCUGGAGCGGGCCCCGGGGCGCAGGCCCCCAGGGGGGCCCGGCAAGAAGAAGGCCAAGGCCAAGGGCGGCCUGCGGGCAGAGCCGGGGGCCGCGCCCAGCAGGGACGCCCUCUGCGGCCCCGCCCGGGCCUUCGCCUGCCAUGAGGAGGGCAGCAGGCUGGCCAGCGAGCGCCUCAAGAGAGCCACACGCAAGAGCACGGUGCUCCAGCCGGGGCUGCGGCGGAAGAAUGGGGCCCUGUCCAUCGCCCUGUCACCCCGCAACGCCAAGGCCAUCCUGGGGAGGGGCCGGAAAGCGGGCAAGGUGAAAACCAAGGCCGUUGGCAAACAGGGCAAGGGCCGGGCAGUCAGUCGGCUGCUGGAGAGCUUUGCGGUGGAGGACGACUUUGAGUUUGAGGACAGCAGCUGCCUCUCGGAGGAUGAGGAGGAGGAGGAGGAGGCCAGUGGCCCCCUGAGCGCAGAGCAGAGCGCCGCCCUGGCACGCUCAUGCACCAUUCACAAGGAGGACCUGCAGGACGGGCUGCCUGUGCUCAUCCCCAAGGAGGACAGUCUGCUGUAUGCAGGCAGCGUCAGGACCCUGCAGCCCCCUGACAUCUACAGCAUUGUCAUCGAGGGUGAAAGAGGCAAUCGGCAAAGGAUCUACUCGCUGGAGCAGCUGCUGCAGGAGGCGGUUCUGGAUGUCCGACCCCAGUCCAGCCGGUACCUCCCGCCCGGCACGAGGGUCUGUGCCUACUGGAGCCAGAAGUCCCGCUGCCUGUACCCAGGCAAUGUGGUACGAGGCACCUCCAGUGAUGAGGAAGAGGACCUGGACUCCGUGGUGGUGGAGUUCGACGAUGGGGACACUGGUCACAUUGCUGUCUCCAACAUCAGGCUGCUGCCUCCAGACUUCAAGAUCCAGUGCACCGAGCCCUCACCAGCCCUGCUGGUGUCCAGCAGCUGCCGGAGGACCAAGAAAUCUUCCUGUGAGGCGCCCCCGCCCAGUGAGGCCACCGCUCCCAGCCUGUCUCCUAAGGCUCAUGACGGGUCUGAAGCCUCAAAGACCUCCGGGAAGAAAUCCACAGGCAAAGACAAAGCUGGCAAAACAGAGCUCCUGACCUCUGGUGCCAAGCCCCCCACGGGGGCCUCAGACCACUUCUUGGGCCGCCGGGGCAGCCCGCUGCUGAGCUGGUCGGCGGUGGCACAGACCAAGCGGAAGGCGGUGGCCGCGGCAGGCAGCAAGGGGCCAGGCGUGCUGCAGAACCUCUUCCAGCUCAACGGCAGCGCCAAGAAGCUGCGGGCCCGCGAGGCCCUGUUCCCCAUGCACAGCGUGGCACCACCUGUGUUCGGCAACGGCUUCCGCGCUGACUCCUUCAGCAGUCUGGCCAGCUCCUACGCGCCCUUUGUUGGCGGGGCCGGGCCUGGCCUGCCCGGGGGGGCCCACAAGCUGCUGCGGGCCAAGAAGGCCGAGGUUGAGAAGGGUGGGCGGCGGCGGACGGGCAGCGAGUUCCUGGUCAAGCUGGACCACGAGGGCGUGACCUCCCCCAAGAGCAAGAACUGCAAGGCGCUACACGCUGGCGACAAGGACUCGGGGCCCAGGCCAGGGAGGCCCCUGCCCAGCCCCAGCUACGGGCACCCAGCCCUCGUGGGCAAGGACAGGAAGGGACGGGCGCCUGUCCACCCGCUGCCCAUGGGGCUGGCGCUGCGCAAGUUCGCGGGCCAGGCCGAGUACCCGCUGCCCUGCGACAGCGACUGCCACAGCUCCUACUCAGACGAGGAGGAGGACGGGCCUGGCCUGGCACCCGGCGUGCCCUCCCGCUUCCUCGCCCGCCUGUCCGUGUCCUCCUCGUCCUCGGGUUCAUCCACCUCCUCCUCCUCGGGCUCCCUGUCCACCUCCAGCCUCUGCUCCUCGGACGACGAGGGCUCUUCCUACAGCUCGGACGAGGAGGACCCCGCCCUGCUGCUGCAGACAUGCCUCACCCACCCAGUGCCCGCGCUCCUGGCCCAGCCCGAGGCCCUGCGCUCCAAGGGGGGCGGCCCGCACCCGCACGCCCAGCGCUGCUUCCUGUCCAGGGCCGCCGUGGCCGGUGGGGGUGCGGGCGCGGGCCCCAGCAGCAGCAGACCCCGGCUCAAGCGCAAGGAGGCCCUGAGCUUCUCCAAAGCCAAAGAGCUGUCCCGGAGGCAGCGGCUGCCCUCCGUGGAAAACCGGCCAAAGAUCUCAGCUUUCCUGCCCGCCCGGCAGCUCUGGAAGUGGUCGGGGAACCCCACGCAGAGGCGUGGCAUGAAGGGGAAGGCCAGGAAGCUGUUCUACAAGGCCAUCGUCCGGGGCAAGGAGACGCUUCGCAUCGGGGACUGCGCGGUCUUCCUGUCAGCCGGGCGGCCCAACCUGCCCUACAUUGGCCGCAUCGAGAGCAUGUGGGAGUCGUGGGGCAGCAACAUGGUGGUGAAGGUCAAGUGGUUCUACCAUCCGGAGGAGACCAAACUGGGGAAGCGGCAGAGCGACGGGAAGAACGCGCUGUACCAGUCCUGCCACGAAGACGAGAACGACGUGCAGACCAUCUCCCACAAGUGCCAGGUCGUAGGGCGCGAGCAGUACGAGCAGAUGACACGGAGCCGCAAGUACCAGGACCGACGGGACCUCUAUUACCUGGCGGGCACCUACGACCCCACCACGGGGCGCUUGGUGACGGCCGACGGCGUGCCCAUUCUGUGCUGACUCUGCGCGGAUGGCCGCAGGUGACCCACCUGCCCAGCAGUGCCCAGCGUGCGAGCCACAGGCACGAGAGGACGCAGCCCCACGCCUCUGAGUAGGAGGCUGGCCCACACCUCGGAGGGGCGAGUCUGAGCAAAUAUGCAAACCCACCAAGGCAAGAUCCAGGCUUUUUUUUAUUAUUAUUAUUAUUUUCCCUGGAAAGCGAGAGAGCUUUUAGGCGUCGGAACCCAGUCCCAUCCGUCUGCUGCGGAGGGUCAGCUGUGCCCCCAACUGGGAUCCGCCGGCCCUCACUGUUUUCCCGCAUCGGCAGUUCACGAGAGAUUAGAAUCCAAGCCAUAUUUUCCCUAGUACCUCCGACUGUCUCCCACCAGGGAAAGCAGAAAUCAGGUGUGUUGUCUAUUUAUUUCUCUAUGUAAAUAUUGUAUUCCUUGCGGGGAAGUUUUAUGGAAAAAAAGUGGAAAAGGAUUUUUUUUUUCCCCACACGCGUGACAAGGGUGUGUGUGGGUGAGUGUGUGUGUGUGUCUGUGUAUGUGUGUGUGUAGAGAUUUUGUUCUGGGGGGUUUUCUUUGAAAAUGCACUGUUUUCCUCAGCCUAGCUGAGUUCCAACUGAGGCGUCUGUGACAACAGAGGCAGCGGGGGCGUGGUCCGAGGGGCCAGAGGCCACGGGAGGGAUCAGACAGAACCCUAGAUUAUACCUGCUGACCUCUUGGGGGGACUGUCUAAGAUGGAAGUCACACUCGAGUUUAUUUCCUUUUAAUUCAUCUCCUGGGGAAAAAAGUAUUGGGGGAGGUCGAAUAUGAGGGUCCCUUGGGGGGUAGAAUGGACACCAGGAGCAGGCUCCCCAGCCCAAGAGUGUGACUGCAGCCAUAUGUAUCUUACCUCUGUUUAAAACAAAGCAAAAAUGAACAAAUGUUUUAAACUAUCAAUAUGAAAGGAUGAUGUUUUGAUUUGAUUUCCUGAAUAUUCCAAGUUAUUUCCAAUUUCCGUUUCACUGACCAUCUUGCCCAGCCUCCACUCAGCAGGAAAGGAACUGGCCCUCCCCAACUCACGUGGAGUUUUGCGGGCCUUUUCCUCAGCCGCUUGGCAGGGCCGAUGACCUGGCAGGCUAGUGCUUGGGGCCCAGAGCAGGGUUCCUCCUGCCCACACCCCAGCUUUGGGUACAAGGAGCACUGCUCUGCCCAGCACCAUAAUUACUGUUGUGCCGCAUGCGUGUCCCAGACCCUCAGCACCACCCCAGUAACCCCAGAGAACAUGUCACCCCUUCACUUCUUCUGAGGCCAAGAGGGACAGGCAGAGCAAGCCAGGACCGUGACCCAACAGCCCUUCCCGCCCCCCAAAAACACGCACUGAGGGCUCCAUGCUCCCAUGUCACACUAAGGGUCCCCUGGCCUCACUGAGAUCCCCAGGAAAGCCCCCCACGUUAGCCACUGCUCCUUAGCACGGGCUCUUGUGUGACCCACAGACCCACACCAGGUACCUGGGAAAUAAGUCGGUAGGUGCCUGGGCCCCCUUUUCUUUCCAACCAGGAAAUCACCCCGCCCACCUGGAGGGCCCCUCCCCCGCUCUUGGCGGCUCCAAGGAAAGUACAGGGACAGGGAGGGGUUCCCCUGCACCCCAGCUUUCCUCUCCCACCCCAACUCUCCCCUUUGUCUCGGCUCGAGUGCAAUAUUUCAUUCCUGGUGGUCGUCCUGGAGACGGCGGCCAAGGUCCUGCUGGCGGCUGGGGAAGUGGAAAGAUGCCGUGGAGAGGACACGGCCAAUUGCCAAGGCGCAUGUGGGGAAGGCCCAGCCAUGGACACUAGAACCUGAGGCUACUUCCAACCCCAGUCUGCAAGGCAGAAACGAACAAAACAGGCAGCCUUUUCUUGGCCCUCCCGCCCUCCUGUUGGUUAUUCUCCCUGUCUGUGGACUUCUGUCCUUUGCUUUUCUCUCCUCAUCCCCUCUGUCCGUGUGUGCGCGGACAGCGCGGCCCCCCACCGUGGUUAAACCUGGCAAAAGCACGACUCAUGUAAAUGUGUAAACUAAGAGGAUGGUUGAUUUUUUUUUCAAUGUAAACACUAAAAACAAACAAACAAAAAAAAUGCAAAGGUUUUAUGAACAGCAAACUCUAUGUAAAGGCAUUUUAGUAUUAAAUUUUUUAUUGAUAACUUGCUUAAGAAUAAAUAUAUAAACUAUUGUACAGGUU